This is a messenger RNA of Ochotona princeps (American pika), 4005 nucleotides long. RefSeq names its product serine/threonine-protein kinase OSR1-like. Gene Ontology annotation, molecular function: protein serine/threonine kinase activity; ATP binding. The record is from RefSeq and is a predicted model, not a curated record. The coding region runs from base 1 to 1473 and encodes 490 amino acids. The transcript has 18 exons. Lineage: Eukaryota; Metazoa; Chordata; Mammalia; Lagomorpha; Ochotonidae. Gene Ontology annotation, biological process: protein phosphorylation.
AUGUCUACACCUGCAGCUGUCAUUUUGGACCUGCAGCCGGCGGACGGGCGGGCAGACGUGGAGCCAGCGCUCGUGGUCCCGGCCUCAGGAGUCCCGGGAGCGCUGGAGGAGCGGCCUCGUGUGUGUUAUCUGGUUGUCCUGCAUGUCAGCCGUGUGCCUCUGCAGCCUGAUACGUGCAGAGCUGGCCCUGGCUCUGUUCUAGAUAUUAUUAAACACAUUGUGGCAAAGGGGGAGCACAAGAGCGGAGUCCUGGAUGAGCCGACCAUCGCUACCAUCCUCCGAGAGGUCCUGGAAGGGCUGGAGUACCUGCAUAAGAACGGACAGAUUCACAGAGAUGUGAAAGCUGGGAAUAUUCUCCUUGGAGAAGAUGGAUCAGUUCAGAUUGCAGACUUUGGAGUUAGUGCUUUUUUGGCAACUGGUGGUGAUAUUACGCGAAACAAAGCGAGAAAGACCUUUGUUGGCACACCUUGCUGGAUGGCCCCUGAGGUGAUGGAGCAGGUCCGAGGUUAUGAUUUCAAAGCUGAUAUCUGGAGUUUUGGAAUCACAGCCAUUGAACUGGCCACGGGGGCAGCUCCUUAUCAUAAGUACCCACCAAUGAAGGUUUUAAUGCUGACACUGCAGAAUGAUCCUCCGUCUUUGGAAACUGGUGUUCAAGAUAAGGAAAUGCUGAAAAAAUAUGGAAAAUCAUUUAGAAAAAUGAUUUCAUUGUGCCUUCAAAAAGACCCAGAGAAAAGACCAACCGCAGCAGAACUGCUAAGGCACAAGUUUUUCCAGAAAGCAAAGUUUCUUCAAGAAAAAAUACUGCAGAGAGCACCUACCAUUUCUGAAAGAGCUAAAAAGGUCCGCAGAGUGCCAGGUUCCAGUGGCCGUCUUCAUAAGACAGAGGAUGGAGGCUGGGAGUGGAGCGACGAUGAAUUCGAUGAAGAAAGUGAGGAGGGGAAAGCAGCAGUUUCACAACUCAGGUCUCCCCGAGUGAAAGAACCUUUAACGACUUCUGAGCUCUUUUCAACAACUGAGCCCAUGGGUACUUUGUUGCAAAUUCCAGAAGAGAGUUCUGCUCACCUACCUCAGCCAGCUGCACCGAUGCCUGCACAGCCGACUCAAGUCUCCCUCCCACCUCCCACAGAGCCAGCACAAACAGCUCAGGCUGUGACUUCAGGAGCAGGUUCCCAGGAGGUCAAGAUUCCUAUCAGUCUAGUGUUAAGAUUAAGGAAUUCUAAAAAAGAACUAAAUGAUAUCCGAUUUGAAUUUACUCCUGGGAGAGAUACGGCGGAGGGGGUCUCCCAGGAGCUCAUAUCUGCUGGCCUGGUCGAUGGAAGGGAUUUAGUGAUAGUGGCAGCUAAUUUGCAGAAAAUUGUAGAAGAACCUCAGUCGAACCGGUCUGUCACUUUCAAAUUGGCAUCUGGUGUGGAAGGCUCAGAUACCCCUGAUGAUGGCAAGCUCAUUGGAUUCGCCCAGCUCAGCACCAGCUAAGUCACAGCCCCAGAGGAGAUGGCCUAAGGAGUUUCCACACCUGCAUAUCUCUGUUGCUUCUGUUGGCCUCAGCCCACUACUGCCAAAGAACCCAGCCACGCACCUCCCAGCUAGGAGCUUUAGAGUUGUUUCUUUUUGUUCUUCCUGCGUCAUCAGUCCCCCUUUUCCCCACAGGGAAAGAGAAGUUGGGUCACUUGUGGCCGGCACCCUCUUCAAGAGUUCCGUUAGUUGAUGUCCUGCCUAUGUCCCCACCUUCCUCCAUAUGAGAAGUGGCCCGUGUUCCUCGAGGCCAGGAGGGAGAGCUAUUGGCUCAUUCUUGCCUUACUCCCAGGCUGGUCCAGGUGGAAAGUAGCAGUUAUCCUGGGCUUCCUCAAUCCACCUGCUCCCUCACACCUGCCAGGGUGUGGGUGUCUUGGGAUAUCUCUUUUCCGCUGCAGUAGCAAUUCAAAGCUGACUGUUGAAGCUGGAACCCAGAGAAUUUCAUUUUGUACUUUUUCUUUGUACCUGAGAAGAAUUCUAGCAACCUUUGUUAGGGGAAAAAAAAAAAAAAAAAAAAGCACAGCCUUGGGUGGAGGCAGCCUAAACUGCGUACUGUCUCCUUCCUGGCGUUCCUAAGCGUAUUGCUGAAGCUGCGCUCAGGCACUCCCUUCUCCAGCGCUCCCUUCUGGAAGGGUUGCUAGCCUUAACAUCAGCCAGUGCAAAACAUCUGACUGUAGUUGAACUUCAGCCGUGGGCUGCUUCAGAGUGGAACUCUGGGCCGUUUGCUAAAGAAGGUGUCAAGUGGUGGCUUAGGAGAGUGAAUUCAUUUUGGCCAGCGGUGGUUUUGAACAGGAAAACAACUAUCACUGGGAAGUAUUUAUUUUCAGAUCUUGGGAGAAAUGAACUUUGGAGAAGAAGCUGCUGCUCAGCUCCUCCGGUGAGAAGAGUUGGUUCACCUGGCCUCCAGAGUCACAAGGGACUGGGUGUGCAAGGCUAAGACGCCCACAGCAAUAAAGGGAGCCGCACUGGGCCAGAGGGGCCUGCCUUCCGCUCCCUCUCCUGCACUGACUUCAUGGAGAGGGCCGCACGCACGCCAGACCCGACUCAAGAUGACAAGUGAAACCACAUGUGCCGUGACCUUUAGGGUUUCCGAGUAGACAGUGUUCAUUUGAUUUUUUACAGAAAUAAUAUAAAUUAUUCUUUAGGUUUAGAAAGUGGGCACUCACAAUGCAAUAUGGGAAUAAUUGGUUGGGGGUUGAUUCUCUUUUUUUUCCUACUGAUUCCUAGGCAGCCUCUGUGUAAUUGCUAAUAGCCCUACCAAGUUUUAUAUAUGAACAGAAUAUCCCACCUGGCCUUAAGACACCCACAGUUGGGCUGUGGACCCACGGACUCCACCUUCCAGAGAGUCACCUGUGCCCUCUCCAGCUCUGCUGGUCCGACGAAUAAGGUGCCCUUGGUUUUCUCCUGGGAUGCACCUGACAGUGCUCCCUGCAGCUGACUGGUCAACACUCUGUCUCACUCAGUUCAAGCCUGUGGUUUUAGUCUUGGGCUUUCUUCACGUGGUACCUCGCAGGCGCAGAGGCAUGUUGGGAAAGGGAUGAAGGUUGGGGGGAGGGCGGGAGGGAAGAAGGGAGAGAGAAGGGAUGGGUGUGGGAUGUGGAUUAGAGGAAGAGUUGAUCAGAAGUUGAGACCUCCCAAAUCUAGGGUCCCAGCAGGAUGGGGAAAUGGAGGGGAUCUGCUUUAGGGGGAGCGGUAGGAAAGAUGGAAAGACAGCGAGUGUUUGUUUACUUUUUCUUUUGGGGGGUAUUAGGGCAUGUGGAAACAAGGACCAGGAGGUGGGGAUGAGGUAUGGAAGAGAGAUGGUGACCUCUUGGCACGAGGCCUAUGGCUUACCUUAGAGUCUGUUUUCAGUUGCAAGUAACUGCAUCGCAGCUGACUUGUGAAGCCCUGUGGUGGUAGCGUUACAUUUGUGAGUGAACUGGUGCCAGUCCAGAUGUGGACACAGCUCACCGUAUUGUCUGCUUUGUCCGGCUUGCUGGUCGCCUUCCAGCUGCAGGGCUGCAGCCAUGAUGGUGCAGGUAGACUGGGGCGCUCUUCCUUUUCGGAUCAUGGCCUGUCUGCUGGGAAUUUGAGAAUAGAAAUGGAGUCCCAGCACCCAGUUCCUUACUUCUUCUGUGUUGUACAUUGGGCACUCCUUUCCUCGGGCAGUUUGGGUUGCCUCACCGUCCGUGGGUCCCUGGGCCUGGGACGUACUGUAGCACAAGGUGAUAUGUGCCAAUGCAGUUUGUGAGAUGCGUGGUCUUCCUGAAUGACUAACAGAAUUGUUGGGAUUGUUCUGCUGAAGUUGUAAACCCAAUCCUAGAGCCAACUGAUUUUUCUGAUAAUUUGCGAGAGAGUUACAGUGUGUUACUAAAUGGAGGUUCCUUAACAGCAAUGCUAGAUUAUGGAGGACAUAAAAUAUUCUCCCCCCUCCCUUUCCCACUCCCCUUUUUGACUUUGUAUUUUACUGCAUGUUUUCUUCAUUUUUAAUCAGUAAAGAGUAAAUUGUCUUUA